CCCCCACCGACCCAACAUCGUGCUUUCAACUCUCCCCUUCCCAAACUUGAACUGUCGAUGCUCAUGAGAGGCGCAUAAUUGCUUCCACCCACCCGACUCCCCCGCCGUUCAGGCCUGCUGACGCGCCGAAGCCUUCGCAUUCACAGCAUGUUCCUACGGCCAGUAGAGAUCAGGUCAUCCGCUCGACACGCCUUGAUCAACGCUGCCCAACGAAGUUACUCCACAAGCCCCGAACACUGACAUUGGCAUGGAUCCAAUGGACGAAGACAAGAGUCGCAGCCAGACUCCGUCUGCGCCGGGCCAGUCUAGCACAUCUAACACGCCUCAACUCGAGGGCACGUCAACCUCGCUCUCAGGCAACUCGGGCACGCCUGCGCAAAGUCACCCGACGCCAGCAUCCUCAUCCACAACGAAUGCUGCCAGCGUUAUCCCCCAUACCGUCUCGACUCAGAAUGCCAAGCGCAGGCGUGGUCUAGGUAUUGUAACGCCCAACGCGUGCACGGAAUGCCGCAAGAAGCGAGCAAAGUGCGAUGGGCAGCAGCCUUGUAGCCGUUGCCGGGGCCAGAAAGAAAUCGAGUGCAAAUAUGAAAUCCCCGUGCGACAGUCAAAAGAGAACCUACGCACCGAGAUCGAGUCUCUACGAUCACGGCAAAAGUCGAGCGAUAGCGUCUUGGCUGCUCUGGUGAGGCCUGGCCUCUGGGAAGAUGUGCUCAGUCGCCUACGCAACGGCCAGACGGUCGAAGCCAUUGGGGAAUGGCUCAGCGACCACGUACCGUCCGGUACAGCGUCACUGCCCUCUAACUCCCGUCACGAACAGUCCAGCAUGGGUACAACUUUACCGCCAUUGUCGAAUUACAUUGGCCCCAUCCCCGGAUCCCUGGCGGCCCUGAACUUGGGCCUGCCUGGGAUUGCUGGCGCGCCCGGCACGCAGCCGUCUCCAGCCAUGCAGAACAACAACGGCUCCUGGAACUUCCUUCAGCGGAGCCACAGUAACUCCAACCACGGCGAUUCCCAAACAGAGUCCAUGAACUGGUUGCCUGACAAGCCAGGGUCGGGCCAGCGAGAUACCGAUCGAUCGACUAGGCUUCCUCGGUUUCGCGGACUCGAGCAUAUUUUGUCGCCUCUGGAUGAGCCUGAAAUGAAGUCCGCCUCAGGCACUUGGACCAGCAUAACGAGCGAUAUCAAUCUGGUGCAGCAUUUACUGGCGCUAUACUUUUGCUGGGAGUACCCCACUUUUGCCUCCCUCAGCAAGGAGCAUUUCCUCCGGGACUUUCAAGACGGCCGAUAUCGAUACUGCUCGCCCAUGCUCGUCAAUGCGCUGCUUGCGCUAGGUUGCCGUUUUUCGUCGCAGCCCAUGACUCGAGCGAAUCCGAACGACCCGUAUACGUCGGGGGACCACUUCUUCAAGGAGUCCCAGCGGUUGUUCUACCAAGAGACGAAUCACCACUCGUUGACGACGAUCCAGGCACUGGGUAUCAUGUCUAUAAGAGAGGCUAGCUGUGGUCGGGAUUCGGAAAGCUGGUACUAUGCCGGGCAAAGCAUACGUCUGGCCAUCGAGAUGGGUCUUCACCGGGUACACGACGAAGGCGACGAAGACGAGUUGGCUGUGCAGUCCGCGACCUUCUGGGGAGCGUUUGCACUGGAUCAUGCCUGGUCUUUGGCAACAGGGUCAUUGCCGCAGUGUUCCUGCUUCCCCCAUUUGCCUCCCAAACCCGCUAUCAUCGAUGAUGUCGAGGCAUCCCUGUGGGUACCUUAUACUGACGACGGAGCGCCAUUGCAACGCUCUUGUGAGCAAUCCUCCAAUGUGCGCUCGGUGUACAAAUGCUUCUGUGAGCUGAGCGAACUCGUUCACCAGUCACUGUACAUAUUGCAUUCUCCCGGGCGACCAUUGACAGCGAGGGACUUGCUGAGUAUAUAUACUCAAUAUUUGAAUUGGUAUGAUCGGAUACCAGAGGUGCUGCGACUCGGCCACAAUUUCACCCCGGCCGUUCUCUUCGCUCACAUGUACUAUCACUUUGCCAUCCUCCUCCUGUUCAGGCCGCUCAUCAAGAUGCGGAUCAUUGGCUCCAAAGUUUCACCCCGGGACGUAUGCUGUCAAGCUGCGGACGCCAUUCAAGGACUCUUACGCUCCUACUCGCAAUUAUACACCCUGCGCCGAACACCAUCGUUCGUGCCAUAUUUUGUUCUGACAUCGGCUAUCAUGCACCUCGCCGUCGGCGCCACCACAGUUUCAAAUCGGUCUGGCACGUCAGACGAGGUCUCCAAGAUGGCGGAAGCAGCCAAGCUGGACUCUCGGGUAUCGGAAGCUUUGAAACAAGGCAUUUCCGACCUGGCAGAGAUGGCGCCCUGCCACCAUUUUGCCGAGCAGGCCUUGAACAUCCUGCGGUAUCUCGCCAAGAAGUGGAAAAUCGAUGUCGACGUGGACGACGGGAAGACGCCACCCGAGGAUUACGGCAGCCUUGUCAAGACGUAUACCAACAGCCUCAACUUUUUCGCCCCGAACGUCGUGGACACGGAUUUCGACUGCGAUUUCGGACUCUUCCAGGGCAGCGCCGGCUCCGGCGCCUCGCAGGUUGAGGGCAAGGUGGCCAAGUAUUCGGGUGAUAAGAUGGACAACCCCCUGUUCUGGCCUUUCCCUUUGCAGGGACGACCUAUCCUAGCGAGGGGUUCGGAGCUAGAACAGGCGGGAUUCGAGCUACUCUGAGACGAUUUGGACGAGAUAGUCGAAACUUUACGCAGCUGAGCGUACAAGAUGUUCUGUAUCGCCGGACACCGAAAAGUUUGAUAUACUGGUUCGAAAGCGAUCGGCUAGGGGGGGGAAGAUACCCUGGCUGUUGUUACAUUUAUCAUCACCGCGUCGACCCGAAUCGCAGAACUGGUUUCGGAGCGCGCGAGCCCUGUGCCUGCGACGGACAGAUGUGGUACACGCUUCGUGAGCGCUAUACUGAAAUGCGC
Messenger RNA from Emericellopsis atlantica, 2955 nucleotides. Its product is annotated as fungal-specific transcription factor domain-containing protein. NCBI's taxonomy places the organism in Eukaryota, Fungi, Ascomycota, Sordariomycetes, Hypocreales, Bionectriaceae. Gene Ontology annotation, biological process: DNA-templated transcription; regulation of DNA-templated transcription. Bases 248 to 2704 code for a protein of 818 amino acids. Gene Ontology annotation, molecular function: DNA binding; zinc ion binding; DNA-binding transcription factor activity, RNA polymerase II-specific. The transcript is spliced from 4 exons. The record is from RefSeq and is a predicted model, not a curated record.